This is a messenger RNA of Otolemur garnettii (small-eared galago), 2679 nucleotides long. It is a transcript of the gene PROSER3, whose product is annotated as proline and serine rich 3. The record is from RefSeq and is a predicted model, not a curated record. The coding region runs from base 46 to 2139 and encodes 697 amino acids. The transcript is spliced from 11 exons. NCBI's taxonomy places the organism in Eukaryota, Metazoa, Chordata, Mammalia, Primates, Galagidae.
CCAGUCUGUGAGCCGAGCAAGCGGAAGUGCUGAAGUAGCUGCGGGAUGAACUGCAGCCUGCCAGUUUUCUCCAUCCAAGAUAGAACUUUUGGAGAUGCUUCCCUGGGUCAAAGCUACAAGUGGCCAUCCCGAAGCCAGAGCUGGUGCAAUAAGACCCUGAGCCCAUCCAGAUCCCAGAGAUCCAGGCUCCCACAAGCUCCCAAAGCUCUAGCUACAGGUCCCAACUCCCUUGAGCUCUUUGAGGAGUCUUGGCCAUCCAGUUCAGGGACCCCUUCCCCACUCAGCACCACUGAGGAACACAUGGGGGCUUCCCCACCACCCACUCUGAUUGACAGCGGGGACUCUGUGGUGGCCAAGUAUAUAAACAGGUUCCGCCAGGCUCAGCCCACAAGCCGAGAAGAGCGCCAGCCUGCAGGCCCAAGCCCAGCUGACUUUUGGUGGCUGCGGUCUGAGUCUCCAGACCCCAGCAGUGAACUUGCAGCAGAAGCCAAGAAACGAGAAGGAAGACCCCACAAAGAAGUCCCAACUCCUGUGGCCAAUAAAUCCCAAGCUGUAGCUCCCCUUCAGGAAAUACAUCAGAACCUCAACACAUGGAACUCAUCCCUAGUGGACCUGGAGAUGCUGAGCCUUCAAAGCAGAGCUUCCAGGCUGCUCAAACGCAGCAAGGCCUCCGUGUCUUCCUCCUCAUCCCUCAGCCCCAGUGAUGCCAGCACUUCCUCAUUCCCCAUCAGCUCAGAUGGCCUCUCUCCCUCCUCCAUGAAUUUCACCCCUGAUCCCAGCAAGGGCUCUGGCCCCAGGGCACCUGCAGCCCCGGCCUCGGCUCCCACCCCUGCUUCAGCCCCUGCCUCCUCUCGGGCACCCCUUCAGCCUGAGGAUGACAUUCUAUAUCAAUGGCGGCAGCGGCGGAAGCUUGAACAGGCUCAAGGAGGCAAGGGUGAUGGAACCUGGGUGCUGUCCCGGACACCUACCUUCACCUCUCCUAUUUCUUCUACCCCUGUGGAGACUCUUGGUUCUUUGGGAACUCAGCCUAGCCGCAUACCACUGUGGGGCAGUGCAGUUCAGCCUGGUCCCCCAGAGGCCUUCCAUGUGGAGAGACCUCCUUUUCCCUCAGUGUCCUCUCCACACUUCUUCUGGGGCCCCAACCCCCACGGAUUCUUCUGGGCCCCACAGCCCAGUCCCUGGAUGUCUCUUGUGGCUGUUCCUCCCCCACAGCCUGCCUCUAACCUGGUGCCCCUGGCAGGCACCCCAGUACCCCUGGCCUCCACAGCUCCCUUGGCCUCCACACCAGUUCUGAUGCCCCCAACAGUUCCCCAAGCCUCCACUCCAGCUCCAAUGGCCUCCACCCCAGCUCCCUUCCCUGUGCUACCAGCCUCUACCCCGGCUCCCCUGGCCUCUACCCUCACACCCCCUGAUGCCCUCCAGGGUCCACCCACCCCUGAGCCAUGCAGUUCUGCCCAGCCCAAGAGACUGGGUCCCAAGCUUCGGAAGGACAGAGCCCAGAGCAAGGCUGCUGAGCGAAUGACCAUAGCUGGCGAGGAGCCUGGCCCACAGCUCAGGGGCGCUCUGGGCCAGGUAGUGACAGCUCGGCUGUUCCCUGACAGCCUGGAAGAUACACUCCCUCACCUGAAGGGCCCGCCUCUACCUAAGACUAAACCUCAGAAAGUCAAGGCCAUACACCCCCAAACCAAGAUUACUCCCCACUCAGAGGUCGUGCCACCUCUAUCUGAAUCGCGGUGUCAAUUUAUAGCCAAGGCUGUGUCACCCCCAACAGCGUCAGGGCUUUGGAAGAACAAAACCACUCCUGAAGCUGAGUAUCAGCUGCCGCAGGUCCCACCCGCUCCAACUGAGGAGCCACCCACAGCGGCUUUGACCACGCCCCCACUAACUGCUGGCCACACCCCCUCAGGAGACCUGCUAGCCCAGGCAGGCCGGCUUCUGGAGGCUGCUGAAGACUCUGAUGGCAGCGAGUUCCAGGAUGACCCUGUGCUGCAGAUGCUAAGAGCCCAAAGGGCAGAGCUGCGUGAGGAGAAAAGGAAAGUGGAUGCCCGAUUAUCCUUCCUGUUGAACCCUGUGGAAGACCCCGAAUCCUGGUCCCCUUCAGCCAGGUCACCACCUGGGUCUCCAAGGAGGCUGCUGUGAAGGGAAGGAAGCCUCCCUUGAAGCCAGAUGACUUUGAUUGCAUAAACUAUUUUGUCCCAUAAAACAUUUUUUUUUCCAGGUUACAGGUCAUCUCUGAGAAAAGAGUUGUUUUGGAAAGGCCAAGGGUCAUGCCAACUUAAGGAAUUCCUUCCCUUCAUCUUGUGGCUCUUUCCUGACCACUGAAGCAAAAUUUCUUUUCUGGUUUCAUCUUCCUUAGGGUGGGGAGGGAGUGGGCUUUCAGGCAAGCCUAGGGUGCAUUUUCUCAGAUUCCCAACUCAGGGGUCCUGUCUCAGAUGUGACCAAAGGGAGUGUCCUCUAGGAAUGAAGCUACUAGAAUCAUUAGUGUUGGACAAUGGUCAGUCUUCAGACCACAUCCUACUUGUGCCAGCAGUAGUAUUUGGUGCAACUGAUCAUUCCCUCUUUGAAAUGCUUUCUUCUGCUUCCAGAACACCUAUUCUUAUGUUUCUGGUCUUGCCUCUUCUUUGCCCCAGCAUGUCAGCUCUGGCCUGUCCCAGGGCCCUGGCUUUCACUUCUCUGUCU